Molecule: messenger RNA, 162 nt
Organism: Anopheles coustani
Lineage: Eukaryota; Metazoa; Arthropoda; Insecta; Diptera; Culicidae
Exons: 2
Coding region: 1-162 (53 amino acids)
Source: RefSeq, a predicted model, not a curated record
AUGGGAGCCAAAGGUAGCGUAGAGGCUGCGAAGAUGAACGCCGAUGGCUGGGGCCACUUCGAGCGUGGCAGCCGUCACUACAGCCACCGACACAAUCAGCGGUCCCAGUCGUUGAACCGAGGCCAAGCUCUUUCACGGGCCGAUGUCAGUGGGAUGUGGUGA